This is a messenger RNA of Hypomesus transpacificus, 1368 nucleotides long. Its product is annotated as C-type mannose receptor 2-like. Lineage: Eukaryota; Metazoa; Chordata; Actinopteri; Osmeriformes; Osmeridae. The transcript has 5 exons. The record is from RefSeq and is a predicted model, not a curated record. Bases 118 to 1194 code for a protein of 358 amino acids.
ACACCGGCUGGAAAAAGAUAAAGAUAGUUGUACACCAAUUCAACACUUUUAUUUGACAGAACUCAACUACAGUCUAACCUUGCCUCUCAUCGGACCUACUGUGACCCUGCUGACACCAUGGAGAUGACCCCCCUGUUCUUCAUACUCUCAUUUUCUUUUGGUCAGACCUCAUCACAUCGCCUCAGAACAUUUUUGAAUUUCGAAACGUCGGUCAAUAAGGUCAACUGGACUACCGCACAGGACAUCUGCAAGAAAAAUGAUUCUAACCUAGUCACUUUGUACGACGAUAAAGAUAUCAACGAAAUUAGGAAUCUUAGUAAAAAGUCGAUUUGGUUGGGUCACAAAAGGGCUACAAACAGAUCCAGGUGGUCAAAUGGAAAGCCUACGACAUCUAACCAACCACCAGCAGAUUUCACUGUUGAAGAUCCAAAGUGUGAAGGCAUUUACAAUAAUACAUGGAUUGCUUUUAACUGCAGCGACCACAAACCUUUUAUGUGCAGCGAUGCCAAAGGAACGUACACUCUAAUUGAACACCAGAAGACAUGGUGUGACGCACUGAGGUACUGCCGGCGUCGCCAUGGUGACCUGGCCAGCAUCAGUGACCAGGACCAGAACAUACAGGUCAUCGAGAAGGGGAAGAGUAGUGACCUUCCUUUCUGGAUCGGUUUGCUGCAUGAUUACUGGGAGUGGGACGAUGAAGGCUGCUCACACUUCCGAAAUUGGAAACACUCUGCUGAGAAUGAAUGUACUAUUUUGAACCAAUAUGCUGAAACAAUAUCUACCCAGAAUUGUUCGUUUGCAGAGUUUACAGUCUUUUGCUCCAAGGGGAACGUAAACUUCCAGCCCGUCAGCGAGCCCAAACUGAACUGGGAGGACGCUCGGGACUACUGCUUUGAGCAUUACGACGGCAUGCUGACCAUCAUGUCUCAGGAGGAUCAGAAUGUGCUAGAAGCAAGGAUGAAAAGAGAGCCUGGUCUCUCGGGUCACGCGUGGGUGGGGCUGAGACAGAGCCGUAUCUUAGGGUUCUGGAUGUGGACCAGUGAUGUCCCAGUGAAGUGGCAUAACUGGGAGGGGGGCAGGGCUCCAGAGAUGCCGCUGUCCAACAACUGUGGCGCAGUAGACUUACAGGGGUUUAAGUGGAGCGAUCAGAACUGUUUGGUCAAGCGUCCUUUCAUUUGUGAGUGGUUUAUUUGAAUGUAAAUAGCAUCUGAUUCUGAGCGGGACCAGUGUUUGGUCCUUUUGAAACUUGAUUACCUGAUGUAAUACAAUUAUUUCUAGAAAUCAAUAUAAUUAAAAAAAAAAAGGAAUUGUGACUAUGCAAGCAUCAUGCAAUGAUAAAAAUGUGUUUGAUUAAUUUCCUUAUGGUCA